AUGAACUCAAAGAACAAAAAGGACAAAAAACGAAGCAAGUUAGAUCAACUUCUUCAUAUCGACCAUAGCGACGUUUACUUCGAAAACGAAAGACUUGAUACAGAGUUGGCUCGGACAAUCGAACAGCUAUGCAAGGAUUUUCACCGUGUAACUUCACAGCACGAGUUGGAUAUCCUAGACCAGAAGGAGACUAUUGUCGGUCUCAAAGCAAUACAGAGUACUUCUGAGCAUCCGCUUCUAGCCCAAUCUGCCAACAAACCCCGACGUCCACGUCCGAAACAAAAGAAGAAAAAAGAUUCAGACUCCGAAGACUCAUGGGGUGGUGAUUCCGACUCUUCCGAGGACUUUUCGUUCAGAAAACCUACAGGUAAAAUUCGAUCUCUUCCUAACGGUGGCGCUGACGAGGAAGAAGACGAACGGCAAAGAGUUGCCAGAUUACGUCGUGGAAAUAAAAACAAAAGAAAGAAAUUUCCGAAGGAAUGGUACACGUCUGUUCUCCCGGCUACUGACGUCCCAAUUCCUCGCAUUCGAAGACAGCAAUCAGCGCCGCCAGGUGCAAAAGGACAGAGGCCAUCGAACAAUUCAAAUUCUAGAGCAAAAUCAUCAAACCCAUUCUACAGAACCAUGUCGACUACAACAAUAUCAAGCCGUCCAGAAUCAGAAGGUGGACUUAAAAUAAUAUGCAGCAAGCCUGUGAAACCCGUUGUUAUGUCAUUACGAAAACUGAAGGAAAUAUCCCAUAUAGACAAUUUAGCUGAUAGAAUACCAAACAAACGUGCUAUUCGACAACAGGGUCUGUUGCAGGCAACGAAAGCGCGUAGGGAAGAACUAGACGAUGAAGUGAAAAGCUUCAUUAAGACAAUAGAUGAGAAAAUCCUCAAGGACGAAGAGGAUAUUAAAGAAAAGGAAGCUGAAAAGGAGUCCGAAUCUAUGUAUGCAGAUUUGCUUAACGUGCCUGAUCAAAUACCACAAUAA
Molecule: messenger RNA, 975 nt
Organism: Ylistrum balloti
Lineage: Eukaryota; Metazoa; Mollusca; Bivalvia; Pectinida; Pectinidae
Exons: 1
Coding region: 1-975 (324 amino acids)
Source: RefSeq, a predicted model, not a curated record